Messenger RNA from Gryllus bimaculatus (two-spotted cricket), 579 nucleotides. The record is from the annotation of a GenBank genome assembly. Lineage: Eukaryota; Metazoa; Arthropoda; Insecta; Orthoptera; Gryllidae.
GCGUGGUGCGUGCGCGUGCGCAGGAUCAACGAGGAGCUGGAGACGGUGGACGCGAACGACGUGCGCGCGCUCGAGGCCUUCCUCAAGAAGUACCGCAACGUGCUGCACUCGCACCACUACCUGGCGCUGUCGGCCAAGCACUCGCUGGCGCAGCUGUACGGCAAGGCGCAGGGCUUCACCAUCCACGAGCUCUCCGACGAGCUGCUGGCCCGCAAGCGCGACAUCUGCCGGGAGCUGGUGCGCGUCUUCGACGUGCUCGAGCCCGGGCUCACGCGCCUGCGCGUUAGAAAUAUUAGUGGACGUGCUCGAGCUGUGCCUCAUGCGCCUGCGCGGGAUUUUGCCUGUAAUCGAGCUUGCUAUGCGGCGCUGCUCAUCCUGGCGACGCGUGGCUUCGAGGCGCGGGCCAUCGCGCCCAAGGAGUUGGCGGCGCGCCUCCAGGAGGUGGUGGCGUGCCUGGAGGAGGCGGCGCGCAUCCUGGCGCUCGAGCCCGACACCUCCGCCGAGGGCAUCAUGGGCCAGGCGGCCGCCGACGCGCUGCUGCGCAUGCGCGACUGGCACCGCGCCGUCGACGCGCUCUGA